AUGUCUAACCCUCCCUCUGGAACGUCGACGCCGCGCGCCUUCACUGUGCAGUCCGCCACUGCGGAAGACCUGCUGAAAUCGCAAACCGUCGGCUUGGUGAACCUGGCGGACUUCCGCAAGAGGAGAGCCGAUGUCUUGGAGUUGAAGGAGAAAGAAGCAAGAGAAGGGGCAGGCUCGAGGACGAGGACGCCCGAGAGUGACGGUGCGGCGACGACACGAAAGACCGAUCGAGACGGACCUCCGAAUAAGAAGCUUAAGAAGAAAAAGGCUGCAGCAAAGGGCCUAUUAUCUUUUGGAGGCGACGAGGACGAGGAUGCAGAUGGCGGCAGCGCUGUCUCGACGCCUCCCGCGCAAAGUCUGAGAACAUCGGCCGAACCGUCGCCUGAACCAUCUGCCAUUGCCCGCAAAUUGACGCCCAACCCCAACUCGACCCUUCCUCCACCCCGAGCAAUCACAAAAGCCGCCUUAGCCGCUGAGGCUGUAGAGCGAGAAAGGCUUAGGAAGGAAUUCCUCGAGAUUCAAGAGCGUGUAAAGGAGACGGAGAUUGAGAUCCCCUUUGUGUUCUACGAGGCUGGGGCGAACGUCCCAGGCGGGAGCGUGAAAGUGAAAAAGGGCGACCAUGUAUGGCUAUUCUUGGAGAGAUGUAGAAAGGUGGGUGCUGAACUUGGUGUCUCCGGUUCUGGCUCAGGAUCUCGUGGUGGCCCGAGUGGUGCCACGCAGAAGAAGAGCAGGGAGGACUCGAGAAAACAAUGGGCACGUGUGGGCGUGGAUGACUUGAUGCUCGUGAGAGGCGAAGUCAUUAUCCCACAUCACUACGAAUUCUACUAUUUCAUUGCGAACAAGAUACCCGAUCCAAGCAGGGAAGGGAAGUUGCUGUUCGAGUACUCUGGAACAGCAGAGAUCAGGAAGACUAGCCCAAUUGGACAGGACGUCGAAACCAGUGCUCUGUUACGGGUGCCGGGAAAGAAGCAAGAGGCGUUGGAAGGGCACAACGACGACCCGGCACUGACGAAGGUGGUGGAUCGAAGGUGGUAUGAGAGGAACAAGCACAUCUAUCCGGCGAGUAUAUGGAAAGAGUUCAAAGCUGGGAAGGACUUUGAGGAGAUCACUAAGGGGGGGCGAAGGGAUGCUCAGGGCAAUGCUUUUUUCUUUGGCUGA
Fonsecaea erecta is the source of this 1158-nucleotide messenger RNA. RefSeq lists its product as hypothetical. The transcript is spliced from 2 exons. The record is from RefSeq and is a predicted model, not a curated record. The coding region runs from base 1 to 1158 and encodes 385 amino acids. Gene Ontology annotation, biological process: chromatin organization. Gene Ontology annotation, cellular component: nucleus. NCBI's taxonomy places the organism in Eukaryota, Fungi, Ascomycota, Eurotiomycetes, Chaetothyriales, Herpotrichiellaceae.